AAUGUAACCGUGCUCGAGAGUUUCGUUUCCUGUCUGCUUGUUCAUACGAGAAGAAAGCUGCCUUUUGCUUAGAUUAGCAUCGUUUUUGCAUUGCUUUUUGUUCGAUCUCUGAUUUCUUCAGCAACAACUCAGAUAGUCUCUGACUUGAUCUCCUCGAGCUCGGACUCCGAGAAGUUUAUAACCCCGUCUCUUCCUUUUUAUUUCUCAGCUUUCAAACCAUUUCUCACGGCCGGUAACUUAUUCGGUCACAGCCGCGGUGACAGUCUAGGCCCGGUUGUUUUCAGACGUUUUGGGGUUCCUGAGGUUAGGGAACUUGGAUUCCGAGUUGGGAUUGCAUUGGAAUUCGAAUCUCCUUGUGUUUAUUCAGUUGCUGAUUCGAAUCUUCGGUUGCCGAAAUCUCUGAUGUUCAGGUUCUCUUUGAUGGGAAUUCACUUUUGUUGCCGUUUAUUGGGGGAAUAUCUCUGAGAUGAGCUUUGAGAAGUAGCCGUGGAUUCUGUGGACUCUUUGAGGUCGCUUACUAAAUGGAAAUAGCUGAAAAAGGUGGUUCGGUUUCUAUGCUGGUUUCCAUUUGGUUGUUGAACUUACACAAUUAAUGCUCAGAGACGAACCUAGUAGUGCUUUUCGUUUUAUACGGAGUUGGGGGUUUGAUUGCGAGGUUAAAGCCCUUGCUGGUAAUUUGGCACGGGUUUCAGCUAGAACUAUUGGGAUGCUUUAUCUCUUCGUUUAACUAAGCAGUUGACUGAAUUUUUUCUUCGGAAUUCAGUUGGUGCCUUCAUAUCUGUCAGCAUGAAAGCUCCCUUAAAUGGGUUUCUGCCAAUUUCUGGAGAAGGAGAGAGGACGAAUAUUAAUUCAGAGUUAUGGCAUGCUUGUGCGGGGCCUCUGGUUUCUUUGCCUCCAGUUGGAAGUCUUGUAGUUUACUUCCCUCAAGGCCACAGUGAGCAAGUUGCAGCAUCAAUGCGACAGGAGACCAACUUCAUACCCAACUAUCCUAACCUUCCAUCAAAGUUGAUUUGCAUGCUCCACAAUGUCACACUGCAUGCUGAUCUUGAAACUGAUGAGGUCUAUGCACAGAUGACCCUUCAACCUGUAAACAAAUAUGACAAGGAAGCAUUACUGGCAUCUGAGAUGGGCCUCAAGCAAAGCAGACAACCAGCUGAAUUCUUCUGCAAAACUCUUACGGCUAGUGACACUAGUACUCAUGGUGGUUUUUCAGUACCUCGUCGAGCAGCUGAGAAGAUCUUUCCGCCUCUAGAUUACUCAAUGCAACCCCCAGCUCAGGAGCUAGUAGCUAGAGAUUUACAUGACACUUCGUGGACAUUCAGGCAUAUUUUUCGCGGCCAACCAAAAAGGCACUUGCUGACCUCUGGUUGGAGUGUAUUUGUUAGCACCAAAAGACUCUUCGCUGGAGAUUCUGUUCUUGUUAUAAGAGAUGAAAAAACCCAGCUUCUCCUGGGUAUAAAGCGUGCUAAUAGACAACAGCCAGCUCUUUCUUCAUUGGUCAUAUCCAGUGAUAGCAUGCAUAUCGGGAUUCUAGCUGCUGCAGCUCAUGCUGCUGCAAAUAACAGUCCAUUUAGUAUAUUUUACAACCCAAGGGCUAGCCCCUCUGAGUUCGUGGUUCCCUUAUCCAAAUAUAAUAAAGCAAUGUACACCCAAGUUUCAAUCGGCAUGCGAUUUAGAAUGAUGUUUGAGACUGAGGAGUCCAGUAUACGCAGAUACAUGGGUACAAUUACCGGUAUCAGUGAUUUGGAUCCUGUUGGAUGGAAAAAUUCACAGUGGCGCAAUCUUCAGGUUGGAUGGGACGAAUCAGCAGCCGGUGAACGGCCAAGCCGAGUUUCAAUCUGGGAAACGGAGCCUGUUGUAACUCCUUUCUACAUUUAUCCACCUCCAUUUUUAAGACCGCCAGAUGAUGAGUAUGACAUAGAGAAUGCUUUCAAGAGAACCAUGCCUUGGCUUGGCAAUGACUUUGUCAUGAAGGAUGCCUCUAGCUCUAUCUUCCCUGGUAUGAGCUUAGUGCAGUGGAUGAACAAGCAGCCAAAUAAUCAGUUUUCAGCAUCUCAGUCUGGAUUUUUCCCAUCAAUCGUUUCUUCAACUGCCCCGCAUAAUAACCUUAAUGCUGGUGAUCCAUCUAAAUUGUUGAGUUUUCAACCCCCCAUCAUAUCCGCACCAAGUCUCCAGUUUAACAAAGCAAAUGCCCAAAACCAAGUUAGUCAAUUUCAACAGCCACCUAUCACAUGGCCCCAGCAGCAGCACCUGCAGCAAUUAAUGCAGAAUCCUAUUAGCCAACAGCAGCUGCAGAUACAGCAAGAACUUCAACAGCUGCCACAGCGGCAGCAACUACAGCAACAGCAGCCACAACAGGAACAACAGCAGCCACAACUGGAACAACAACAGCACCAGCACCAGCAGUUAUGUCAUCUGGGCCUUGUAAAUAAUGCUGUAGUUGCCCCUAAGCAGGUUCCAAACCAAAGUUCACAGCAACCAGUUGAGUACUCUCAGCUCCAACCACAGCAAAUGCUGAUGGGAAAUACCCAAACUCAGCAGAGUAUCCACUCUAAUAAUAAGAGUUCAUUGCAGUUGACAUCCAUACCACAAGAUUCUCAGUUUCUGCAACAAACUGAACUGCAAGCCUGUCUCCUACAAAGACAGCAGCAGCAGCAAGCACAAUUGCAACAGUCCUCAAUACAGUUGUUCCAAUUGCAACAAAGCCAGUCACAGAGAGCACAUCAGCUUCCCCAACUGCAACAGUUGUCGCAACUAGGUCUUUCAGAGCAGGAACUUCAAUUGCAGUUGCUACAGAAGUUGCAACAUCAGCAGCAAUUGCUCUCCCCAGCUAACCCACUUUUGCAGCCACAAUUGGCACAGCAACAGCAGCCCAAUCUGCAAAACCAGCAAGUACCGCUCCUUCCUUCAUCUCAGCAUCAGCCUCAACAGUUAAGCAGCCAUAGCUUCUCAACGAAGCAUAUUAAUGGUAAUAGCUUAUCAACUUCUGCACUGAUGCAGUCACAACAGAUUCCUUUGAACCAUGCCCAGAGCCAGCACAAGCCACUUACAACAGUCAGAGCCCAUUCUGGUCUUACAGAAGGAGAUGCUCCUUCAUGUUCAACCUCACCGUCUUCUAAUAAUUGCCAGGUUUCCCCAUCCAACCUUCUGAGCAGAAACUAUCAAGGACCAACCUUAUUGGUGAGUGACUCAUUGGUUGAGCCUGCAAAUAAUAUUCAGGAGCUGCAUUGCAAAUCUGUCAUACAGAUCAAAGAAGAGUUGUCCAGCUCAAAAGGACCAGACCAGGUAAAAUAUAGAAGUAACAUCUCGGAUCAGUUGGAGGCAUCUUCCUCGGGAACAUCGUAUUGUCUGGAUGCUGGUACCAUCCAGCCGAACUUCCCAAUCCCCACAUUUGGUUUAGAUGGUGAUGUCCAGUCAAAUCCUCGGAAUAAUCAUCCAUUGGCAGCUAAUAUUGAUGGAUUGGCGCCUGACACAUUUUUGUUAAGGGGGUAUGACUCGCAAAAAGAUCUUCAGAACUUACUUUCUAGUUAUGGUGGUACUCCAAGUGAUAUUGAGACAGAUUUGCCCGCUACUGCGAUUAGCUCUCAGUCGUUUGGGGUGCCAAACAUUCCUUUUAAGCCAGGGUGUUCAGGUGAUAUUGCUAUCAAUGAAGCUGGAGCUUUUGGCAGUGGAAUGUGGGCUAACCAGACUCAACGUAUGAGAACCUAUACAAAGGUUCAAAAGCGUGGCUCUGUGGGAAGAUGUAUUGAUGUAAACCGUUACAAAGGUUAUGAUGAACUCAGGCAUGAUCUUGCCCUCAUGUUUGGAAUUGAAGGGCAACUACAAGAUCCACAACGUAAUGACUGGAAACUUGUUUAUGUGGAUCAUGAAAAUGAUAUUCUUCUUGUUGGUGAUGAUCCUUGGGAGGAAUUCGUAAGCUGUGUUCAAAGCAUAAAGAUAUUGUCAUCUGCUGAAGUAGAGCAGAUGAGUUUGGAUGGAGAUCUGGGUCACAUCCCGGGGGUUCAAAAUCAAGCCUGUCGGUUGUAAUGGGAUGGACAGUGGUGGUGCAUGGAGGUAUGACGAUAACUCUGCUGCCUCAUAUAAUCUAUGAGGGUUCCAAGAUUGAAAAUGAAAUGGUUUCUUUGACUUAACUCUGGGUUCUUAAAGACCAUCUGAGACUAGUUGGCCUCAUCUAGUUCUAAUAGAAGAUGAGAAAGGAGAGCGGUGAUGUGUUAUUCUGUAACAGGAGAAUGCUGCUAAUAACAAAGGCAGAGAGGAGAAAUAUGUUGCUAGUCUUGGAGUGAUGUUGAUCCUAAAAAUGCUAUUGUUCUUGGGUGAGAUGGAGCUCAAAAUGGUAGCACACCUUAUUUAGAAAUGAUUUAUACGGUGUUAAGUUGUGCAAGUUCUAUGCACUAAUUUCAAAAAAAGUGGCCUCAAAUAUGAAACUCACGGGUUUAACUUUUUUCAAAAUGAGUGAGCAGAACUUGUAUAUCAUAAGACUGUAUCUAGUAUUACUACUUUCAUGGAUGUUUGUAUAUAUGCUAACAAAAAUAGAGACAAAUGUGAAAUUGAAGAA
Messenger RNA from Juglans microcarpa x Juglans regia, 4555 nucleotides. RefSeq names its product auxin response factor 19-like. The coding region runs from base 787 to 4026 and encodes 1079 amino acids. Gene Ontology annotation, biological process: response to hormone; regulation of DNA-templated transcription. Gene Ontology annotation, cellular component: nucleus. The transcript is spliced from 13 exons. Lineage: Eukaryota; Viridiplantae; Streptophyta; Magnoliopsida; Fagales; Juglandaceae. The record is from RefSeq and is a predicted model, not a curated record. Gene Ontology annotation, molecular function: DNA binding; protein binding.